Molecule: messenger RNA, 1302 nt
Organism: Micromonas pusilla CCMP1545
Lineage: Eukaryota; Viridiplantae; Chlorophyta; Mamiellophyceae; Mamiellales; Mamiellaceae
Exons: 2
Coding region: 1-1302 (433 amino acids)
Source: RefSeq, a predicted model, not a curated record
AUGGACAAUUACCCUCGAUUCUCAGGCGCGCACGCGGCGCCGGCGGAUUGGCUGCCGCUGUCGCUCGACGCCGCGACGAGCGAGCGCGCGUCGCCCGCGCAGCGCGCGUCGGCGCUCGUGAUCGCCGCCGCCGCGCUGCGGUCCGCGCCGGCCGGGUCGCUCGCGGGUGAGCCCAUCGCGACGCUCGCGCGCGGCCUCGCGUCGGAAUCGUUGCGCGCGUGCGACGACGCGGCGGUGCGAGCGCAGCUGCUCGCGGUGGUCGUCAACGCCGUCGCCGCCGCCGGCGCGGACGUCGCGCGCGAGUCCGAAAACCUCUUCCGCGUCCUGCUCCAGCUCCGCGCCGCGGAGGCGGGCGGCCUCGGCGAGGGCGAGGGCGGGAGCGAACGCGUCGACGCCGGCGCCGGCGGCGGCGCCGGCGCCGCGGCGGCGCCGCGGGGGAUCGGAUUACCCCCCUCGGAGAGCUCCGCGCCCGCGCGCGCCAUCGCCGCGCUCGCCGCCGCGUGCGGCCACGCCUCGGGACCCGACGCGCUCUUCCUCGCGCACGCCUCGUCGCUUCUCUCCGCGCUCGCCGAGGAGGAGGCGGGGUGGGACGGCGAGUGCGCGGGGCAACGCGUCUUCGGCGCGUUGCUCCUGGGCGCGCCUCCCGAGGUUUUGUCCGACGAUUCAAACGCCGCCGCGAUUCGAAAGAUUUUCGCGUCGACGGCGAGACAGCACCGCGAGCCGACGCUCCGGCUCGCGCUGCUGCGCCUUCUCGACGCGCUGUUCGAGGACGCGCGCCGCGCGGCGGCGUGCGGCGGCGUCGCGGGCGCGUUGAUCGAAGAGGUGGUUUUGGAAGGUUUGACGUGGCGCGCUGGGAAGACGGCGGCGGCGGUGCGAUACGCCGCGGUCGUCGCGCUCGGGACGAUGCUGCGGAAUAAAACCGUCUCCGGAAAGGCGUUACUCUCCGUGAUCCGGAAAGGCGACCUGCUCCCGUCGCUGAUCAGCGCGAUGGAGGAGGAUUAUUACGCGGACACGCGCGCGGCGUCGGCGCACGCGUUUCGUCACCUCUUUCUCGUCUGCGGCGACCGGCUGAGCGACGACGAGCGGCGCCAGAUUUACCCGGAACUACUCAAGCGUAUGGACGACUCGCGGAACGAGAUUCGAAUCGCGACGUGCGGCGUCGUCGCCGCGUUCUUCGAGACGUGCGCGCCGGACUACGACGAGACGAACACGGGGUACUUUUUGAAGGCGCGUCGUCAUCCGUCGUCAUCCUUACACCGGUUCCCAUACGACUCCGUUCGCGUUGUGAACUUCAUUCCUUAA